Messenger RNA from Penaeus indicus, 2112 nucleotides. RefSeq lists its product as uncharacterized. NCBI's taxonomy places the organism in Eukaryota, Metazoa, Arthropoda, Malacostraca, Decapoda, Penaeidae. The transcript is spliced from 12 exons. The record is from RefSeq and is a predicted model, not a curated record. Bases 1 to 2112 code for a protein of 703 amino acids.
AUGCAAGGAACCGGGCCAGUGAUGCUACGGGCUAAAGUGCGAGGACUGAGAGCCAGGAUUAAGGGAAGCCGAUACCUUUUGCCGCUCUGUGUUCUAGUGUUGACAAUUUUGGAUCUGCUGGUCUUCCACUCGGGCGCUCUCUCCGGCCUCACUCGGAGCCGGUCAGUCCGUGAAAGUGAUGACGUCGAUAGUUAUCUCAUCAACACCCCGGGUUGUGUCAUACAAAACUUCGAUGUCCUCAGCCCGGAGUUUACUAAAUUCCUUAAGGGUUACCCUAAGAGUUUCCAAUGCGGCGACAAGCGUGACCUGACCGAGAGCGCUGGUCUGACGCUGUUCAUGUACCGGGAACGAGCGACGGAAUACGGCUUGGCGCCCUCCAGUGUCGAAUGCAGCUACAGGAAAGUCAUCCCGAGGACGGAUAAGGAAGGAUUCCGCAAUGUGAGGAGCACGCUCGGCAACCCAGUUCUAAUCACGGCCCACGAGACCCGCAUUGACGAGGACGGGAUUCUAGUUACGUGUUUCGAUAACGCCAGCAACCGAACACCCAUCUAUCUCAACGUGCAUUAUUUCGUGCAGCCGCAGAAGGCGCAGGAGAAGGCGGAAUAUUUCAAGAGACAAUAUGGCGGCCGCAGCGCCCAGCCAGACAAGCUCAGCGUCAUGGUCGUUGGGAUAGACUCGCUGUCUCGCUUCAACAUGAUCCGCCACAUGACAGAAACCUACCGCUACGCCAUGCAGGAACUGGAGGCCCUUGACUUCCGCGGAUACAACAAGCAGGGCGCCAACACGCGGCCCAAUACCAUCGCCUUUCUGCUGGGUAUGACCAGAGAUAAGUUCGACGCCACCGAGUUCGGCCCGGAGGAUCGGGACGGCUUUCGCUCGGAGUUUCCUGUCAUCUGGAAGGCUUUCGCAAACGAGGGAUACGUCACCGCUUACGGCGACGACGUGGCAGGGAGUCAGUUCUUCAACCCGCACGACGUGGAGUACUUCCAGCGAGGGGCGUUCGCUGUGUCGCAGAGACACAUCGCGCAUUUCAUUCCGAAUUUGGGCUUCUCGUACGCGCCAUGUCAGGGAAGCAAAAUGUCUGCGUCAGUGAUCUACGACUACGCGCUGGAUGUGGCUCGUUCGGUAAAAGACGUCCCGUACUUCGGCUUCUACUGGACCUGCGCCAUCACCCACGACAUGCUUAUGAUGACUAAGGUCAUCGACCAGCCGGUGAAGACCCUUCUCCAGACGCUGAAGGAGGAAGGAAUCCUGAACCACACUGUGCUCUUCCUCGUAAGCGACCACGGCGCCAGGUACGGCAAGCUAAGAAACACGUACCUGGGGAACCUGGAAGUGAAUCUGCCGGCCUUCAUGGCGAUCUUCCCGCCGUGGUUUAAGAGCCUGUACCCGAAGCCGUGGAGGAACCUCGUCACCAACACUCGAAGGCUGGUUUCCAAUUUCGACUUCCAUCAGACGCUGCAUGACCUCGCCUCAAGGGACUACAUCCUCAACAAAGUAAAGCCUGUCGAACCCAACCACGGCCAGAGUCUUUUCCGAGAAGUUCCCGAAACCCGAACCUGCGCAGACGUGAGUAUUCCGCUACAUCUCUGCGCAUGCGAGAGCUACGAUGACGUCAGUCUGGACGACCCCCUUGUCGAGGCGGCGGCGAAGUUCACCGUCGACUAUCUCAACGAAGGCCUCGCCAAAUUCCCCGACUGUGUCCAACUCCAUUUCGAUAAGGUGUUGUCGGCGAGGGUGUCUUCGGGGAACAACGGGACCAGACCGAGCGCCGCCAAGCAGCUCGUCACGGUCUUCCUUCUGGUGUUGCAGACGCAGCCAGCGUCCGCCACCCUGGAGUCCUUGGUCAGGAGCGCCGGCGGUGACCUCCACGUCGUCGGCGAAGUCCAGCGCACCAACAGAUACGGGAACCAGAGCCACUGUAUCGACGACGACAUCUUCAGGCAGUAUUGCUUUUGUCGUGACCAGUUGCCUAAGGAUGGUUUAAGGCGUCCUCGUGUUGAUCCGGUGUUAGGAGCCUCUGGCGCCGCGAGUAACCGAUAUUCCAACUUUUCCUGGCGAGCUUUAGGAUUUGUGCACAUAAAACACAUCCACUGGCCGUAUCUUCGCUAA